Closterium sp. Yama58-4 is the source of this 1839-nucleotide messenger RNA. The record is from the annotation of a GenBank genome assembly. NCBI's taxonomy places the organism in Eukaryota, Viridiplantae, Streptophyta, Zygnematophyceae, Desmidiales, Closteriaceae.
AUGUGGAUAAUCCGCAUUUGCGCCAUAUGGAUCUCGCGAGGUGGUGCUUCACCCGUUUCGGGAUCCGCCCCGACCAUUCGCAACGCGGGGCCGGCGGGUGUUGCUCUCACUCUCGGCACCAUCCGGGACCAUGUGGCGGCCAUCGCGCGAGACAUGGCCAUUCCCGCCACAUUCCGCUGCUCCAUGGGGUGGGUUCGCCGUGCCCUGCGCCGCAAUGGCAUUCGGUGCCGUAGCGCCACUGGGGAGGCCGCGGACCAAGACCACGCCGCCGUCCGGACCUGCCAGGACCGGCUCCCGCAGCUGCUCAUGUACCUGGCCGUCCGUCCCCGUGACGUGUACAACUUUGACGAGACGGCCUUGUACCUGUCUGUCUUGCCGCGCAAGACAUACGGCGAGUCCCGCGUCGCCGGCCGCAAGGUGGCGAAGGAACGGCUCACUAUGGGCCUUCUCGUCAACGCCGAAGGCACGCAUGCGUUCCGUCCGCUUGUCAUCUCGAAGGCCAAGCGACCGCGUGACUUCCUCCCCGACUACGAUCCCAAGAACAUGCUGUUCACGCAUUUCAUUGAACAGCUGAACGCCACGAUGCUAGCGAAAGACCGCUUCAUCGUCAUUCUGCUAGAUAAUGCCAGCAGCCACGUCAUCCGUAGCGAGAACGCGGAAGCCGAUGACAUGUUCGGCUUCCGCACCCGCAAGCUGAGCAACAUCCGGCUUGUCUUCUUGCCGCCCAAGACGACUGCGUUCACCCAGCCUCUCGACCAGGGCUUGAUCGCGACGACCAAGAUUCGCUACGGGCAGCACUGGCUCCGUGCUUUCACGCAGCUGUGGCUGGAAGCGGGCGCGACGACCGCAGCCGUGCGAUUCCGCCCGAACCUGCGGGAUGUCGGCCUCAACAAUAAUGGGCCCAACGGCGGGGUCAACACGUCGCUCGCCAUUGAUCUUGACGAGGAAAUCCUCGACGUCGGGAUCAUGAUCGGCCGGCUUGGCCUUGGGGCUAGCGCGAUGCGGGCCGAGGAGUUCGUGGCGGUCGACAGCGACCAGCCGACCUGCGCUGAGCCGGGCCCGGAUCCCCUGGCUAUCGAGCCCGCCAUGGCCCAUUCUCGCGCCUCGUGGGAGCCGCCCACCACCAUGCAUGAGGUGUACGAGGACGAAAAUCCAGAGACUCGCGAGGCUAGGCGGACGGCACGGGCGGCAUGUGAGAUGCUCAUCAGAUACGCCCGCGCGACGUGCAUCACGCCGCGCGACCUGUGCGCUCUUUUUGAGAUAAGGAAUCCGAUCAUCAUCGAUCGUAUUGAGCGUGCAAGCCCUUCCAUCAACCUCAACACGCCUCCGCUGCCCUCUAUUCGCCCCGCUGCUGCCGUCCUCGCCACUGCCUCUGAGGCCACCAUCCCGCGUCGUCGUGGGCGUGUCCUGCCGGCGUGGAUGACGACGCCUCGCCGCACCCGCCAGGAGCUUCUCGACUCCGGGGUAGGAGCCGUCAUAGGCGGCUAUGUUGAUGCCGCCGAGUGGAUGGCCCUUGGAAGCACAGUCGGCGGAGGAGGGGGGGAAGGAGCGGGAGGAGGGGAAGGGGGAGGCGGUGGGGGCGAGGGAGGGGGGGGUGAGGGGGGAGGUGGAGGGCUAGGGGGCGGGUUAGGGGGAGAUGGAGGGGGUCUAGGAGGGGGGCUGGGAGGUGACGGGGGGGAGGGAGGAGGAGAUUUCGGGGGUGGGGGGGGGAGGAGAGGGUGGGAGGGGACCUGGGGGAAAUGGCGGUGGUGGAGGUGGGCUGGCUGUAACAUGCACAGAGAACACAUUGGAUUCCAAAAUGGGGGAGAUGCAGGCAAAAGAAAGGAAAAGGGACAAUAA